This is a messenger RNA of Ectocarpus siliculosus, 4255 nucleotides long. The record is from the annotation of a GenBank genome assembly. Lineage: Eukaryota; Phaeophyceae; Ectocarpales; Ectocarpaceae.
AUGGGCACGAUGCGGAUGGACCGUGACCCUUUGCAAGACGUCUGCGGCAGCGACAACAGCAGCUCCGCGUAUGGCAACAAAAGCGGUGUCGACGAGAGCGAGAAGAUGGCGGGUGGAUGCCCGGCGGCGGCGGCGGCGGAAGCGGGGGAAGGGGAUGGUGCCAUCGGUGGCCAGGGGCGGAUGCUGCUAGCUCUUCCUGAUGCUAUGCUGUCGGAGAUCUUGGGGAACCUUGACGUCAAGGGCCUCGGCCGCGCGGGCUGUGCGUGCCGUGGUCUCCGCGACACCGCAGACGACGAGCGGCUCUGGGUCUCUCUCUGGGAGGGACCCCUCCCCGGUGGGUUUCUACGCGGCGAGAAGGCGGCACACGUUGCGCUUUGGCUCCUGGCGAAGGGCGAAGUCGAGCAGACGAGGGUGGCGGUCAGCGAGCCCUCAUCGCCGACGAGAACGGCCAGCCGGCGACGCGUGGGGGAGGCAACGGCCACCGGCGGUGGCCGUGAUCAGGGUCAUGGAGGUGCUCGCGGCGAAGAGGGGCCCGCUGGAGGAGGAGCGGUAGCAGUGGCUGCCGGAUUCCCGGUGCACAUCUCCUGCAUGGCCAUCAACGGAGCGGUUAUUGCCACCGCGGCAGGGCCCGAGAUCACGGUGUGGGACAUGGAGGGGGCGUCGGCCCCGCGGGCGCGUUUCAAGGUGAGCGGGCACGGGAGCGUUACGUGCUUGCUCCUGCGAAGCGGCACCUUGCUCGCGGGAGACAACAGCGGAUAUCUCAGGUCUUACGACGUGAGCGUGCCCGGCGGAGGAAGGCCCCUGCACGAGAUCCGCGCCCACGCCGACCGCGUCACCGCCAUCGACUCCUUCACUCUCCCCGUCGGCAACACCGCCGCCGCCGACAGCCCUGUAGCAGAACAGCCUGGCGGCGGCAGCGGUGGCUGCUACAGGAGCCCCGCGGCGGAAGGCGAGGGUGGUGCCUGGGGCCGGGGCGGCGGUCAGCGGGGGCGGUGGGACCAGGGCCACGGCUGGGGCGAAGGGUGGCAAGAAGAGGAGAGCGAAAGCGGAGAGGGGGCGCAGCCGCUCCUUCCACAGCGCCACCUCUACGGCAACAGCGGUGCUUCUUCUUAUUCUCCCCCGCCGCACGCGUCUUGGGGGGCAGCGGGAGAAGGCGCGGGCAGCCGGCAGCAGCACGGGAUUGGUGGCGGAACCGGUGCCUUGGGCGAAUCCCCGGCGAGCGCCGCCGACCUCGGCGUAGAGUUCAACCGCCUGCGGCGGGGAUCUUCCCACGGGGGUGGGACCGGCGAGCCGUUGUCGCGGCUUGGGAAGCGGCAGGGGUACGCAGGGCGGGGCCAGGCUUAUGAGCCUGCUGGUGCCGCUGUCGGCGGUGGCACACGCAUGCAGGGGAGGGGGAGGGGGAUUGAUCGGGCGGGGUGGGCCUUCGACGACGGCAACAACCACGGCGCCCCCAAUGCCUGGAGCGAGGAGAAGGGCGGAGAAGAGAACGACCCGUUCGUGGGCCAACGGCCGGACGAUGGAAAGGGCGGAGCUGGCGGAGAGCAGAGGGAGGUGUUGUUGUUCACGGCGUCCGAUGACGGUACCGCCAAGGCCUGGGACGCGCGGAGCGGGAGGUUCGUGUGCCUGUACGCCGGGCACACCCGCGGCGUCACCUGCCUCCAGGCCACCCUCACCGAGAGCUACGGCCCCGUGCUCGUGACGGGGGGAGGGGACAGCGCCGUCAUCGUCUGGGAGCUCACGACCGGGCGCUGCUUGGAGAAGCUCGAGACCGGGGCUGGCCUGGUGAUCAACCCCGGUGGUCCGGGACCCCGCGUCGGCUGCCUCCAGGCCUACAGGGACACCAUCGUUGUCGGAGAAGACCGCCACGUGUCCGUGUGGUCGCUGCGCAAGGGCCAGAGGCCGCGGCUGGCGAGGGCUCGCUUCUGCGAGCACCAGCGGCCCAUCCGCCGGCUUGACAUGGUAGGGCCCUGGAUCGUCACCUGCUCGGGGGACUAUGUCAUCCGUCUCUGGGACUCGAGGACGGGACUGUGCGUUCGCGAGCUGGAGACCAAGUCGGGGGCUGCGAUCACGUCCUUCCGGCUGUCGGGGCUUUGCCUGCUCACGACCAGCCUCUUCGACACCAGCGUGCUCAUGACCAGCUUUUCGCAGCGCAGGGGUAGCGAGGGCAAAGGCUCUGCCAAAAUAUGCGAUUAGACUCAGAGCAUCAGCAGCGGCGGCGGCGGCGGCGGCGGCGGCGAUUGCACGAGGCUACUGCUGGCGACCCCACACCCAUGAAUAGGAGCGGCAGCUGACAGGUAUUGUCCCCGCCACCGCGACACACGACAAACAACACUGCAAACACGAGCAACAAGAGGUUGUUGCAACAACAACGCCAGGCCAAAUUUCUUCUGAAAACUACCACUUUUGGUAAGGGACGGAGUAUUUUUGGCGGAGGAGAGGGCGUCCAAAGUCCAAAGCAGGGAGCGGUACCCGAAACGGCUCGACCGUGGCCGCGAAGAUGGUUUAUUUUCGUCCCGAAACGGGCGCAAACUCGCCGCCUUUUGGCGUGCCGGGUCCGCUGCAUCGGAUAAGUAGUGUGCUCUACGGUAGGGGGUACGUGUGUAAAUUUCGUCCUCAUUGUGGGUUUCCCUCUCUGUGCUGCUUACUGCUACAGACUCCCCGUAGGAGUGCGGUACAUGCACAGAGUUUUCUUUUGCGCCGAAGCAGCAGGCGACCGCCUUCCCUGAACGACAAGUUGUAAUUUUUUGCCCGACGGUGGUAUGCGGUUGUUGUACAUAUGUAAAUCCCCCCGGCGGCUGUCUGUGGUAUGUUUUAUUGUCCGGCAGGGAAUGGAGAAUUGUAUUGCCGCGCGCCGUGUCUUUUUCCGUGUUUACUAAAUAAAGUGUAUCUUGUGCCGUUGGACACCGGCGCAGAGGUAGCGGGUCCCGCACUGCCAGCGCAACUAACUGCGGCUGACGUGUGACGUGACCUUCGCUUGCGUUACGGGGCGGCAACAGCAGCAGCAGCAGCAGCAGCAGCAGCGACACCGGGAAAAAAAAGCUGUUAAUAGCUGAUGUAGAUUUGGUGCUCUUUGACGAUUUUCGUUCAUUCAGUGAUGGUGUCGAAGAAACUACUACAGCAAACGCUUCGUCUUUGGCGUGUGUCAGGUAGACUAUUGGUGAGAGUCGGGGUGUAUUCGGCAGAUUUUUUGUGACAGUUAUUAUGUGGAGACAAUUGUAUAGAUAUAAGGCGUUCUUCUAUGUCGACUAAACGUAAUUUCUCUCGAUUUUGUCCAUUUAACUAUGUUUCUCUACGGCUAGUGUCAUGUGUUGACUGCUCAUUGGAGGCGUGGUUGCAUUUGGUGUACAGAGUAGAUUGAUUUGAUUAAGGUGCUUUGCAGUUGUUUUUUUGGGAGCUCCCACCCAGUCAAACAGGUCCCUCGGCUGCGUACAUUGACCUACAGAUUGCCGUAGUUCGGCCUGCCGCCCUUCCUCCCUCCCGUUGCGUACACGCGGGGAUGGCGAGUUGGGGGUGAUUCAGUCGUAGGUGGGGGUUGUUCUCUCAUGUGUACGCGCGUGUGCCACUCUUUGCACGGUUUUGUUGGUGUUGUUUCGGAUGUACAGUAGAAAAACUCGCAAAGAGCGAAUCGCCCAUUGCCGACUUUCAACCCAGGUUACUCCACAGCCGGGCGUUGGCACCGACGUCGAAAAGGAAGGGUUUUGGCAAGAUAUCUCGCCGAGACGAGCCUUCCUUAUAGACAUCAUCGGUAGAAAUAUUGGAGCAAUCGGGCUUUGAAAAUCGGUCUACUGUAGUUAGGGCUGUAGGGUAGGUCACUCUGUUCCUCUCUUGUACAUUAAACGUAGUCGGCUGUACACGGUAGGAUGCUCUCUUCCUUUGGUGUAUAUCGUAGUCGUAUGACUGAUUUAUCAAAAAAAAAAAAUGGUGGCGGAGUCAUUGCUCGACAAGUUCUUGUUCUUGGGAAGAAGACUCAGUACUCCGGUGCCCGUGCGGUGAUGGUCGAAUGAAGUGCUAAGACAAGGGCGUGUGUAACUACUCUAACCCCCUGCUUUGUCCAACGGUUGGGUUUCAGGCAAGUAAGCACAAACAAACGCAGGAAGGCAGUGAAAGUAUGUUUGUGUUGGGUCGGUGUGAUGGGUGUCAAGUUGCGCGAGAUUACUGAAGGAGACUCAAAACUCCAUGCGAGGGCCAGGGCGGCGAGUACAGGGGGGGGGGGUAUACGAGUGCUUGAUGAAGUGCUGAUACAAGUUUCGUGAGA